Molecule: messenger RNA, 1011 nt
Organism: Adineta steineri
Lineage: Eukaryota; Metazoa; Rotifera; Eurotatoria; Adinetida; Adinetidae
Source: the annotation of a GenBank genome assembly
AUGCAACAAAUCCUUUCAGUUACUACUAUUAGUAUUCUUAUUUUAUUUAAUUUUCAACUCAUCUAUUCACAGUUUACUCCUUUUCGAUUUCGUAUUAUUACUUGGAAUGUUGGAAAUAGUGAACCUGACUGUAAUAUAUUUGAACAUCUUGCAUUUUCAUCAGCAUCUAGUAGUACCAACGCUGAUCUUAUCGUAUUUGGUUUUCAAGAAGCAAGUAAAAAAUUGAUUGGAUCGAAUUCAUUUCGUAAAACCUUAACAAAAUGUCUUAAAAAUAAAAAUUAUAUAGAACUUCUUUCUGAUUAUGUUGGAUCGAAUAUAAACAGACCAAUAUGGCUUUAUAUAUAUAUUCUAAAUAAAACAAUGCAAUCUCAACGUGUUAAUAUUUUAACAUUGAAUACUGAACGAACAUUGAAAAUAUAUCAGGAUAAAAUUUUAGAAAAAUAUAUAGGCUAUAAAGGUAUAAUAGCUAGUCGUAUUCAAAUAGAUAAAUUAACAAAUAUAAUUUUUGCUAAUAUGCAUUUACCUGCUGGAGAAGGAAAAAUAGAAGAACGGUGUAAAUUAUUAUCAAAAUUUCUUCGUACCUAUCAUCAAAUAGAUGGUAUUAAAGAUGAUUAUAUGUUUAUAUUUGGUGAUCAAAAUUGGCGCACAUUAAAGAAUUUAAGUAUUAAUAAUAUUCUCGAAGCAAUCAAAAAACACGAAUAUAAAAUUAUACUUGAUAAUGAUGAAUUAACUCAAAUGCGUAAAAAUAAAACUACACAAUGUUUAGAAGAUUUUUUUGAAGCUUCUAUUAAAUUUCCACCUACAUAUAAAUAUGAAGUGAAUAGUGAUGAGUAUCAAACAGAAAAAAAUCAUGAAGAUCGUCGUCCGAGUUAUACAGAUCGUAUUCUUAUUUCUGAUCGUUCAAAAGACCUUAAAAUUAUUCAAUAUGCAGCAUUAAAUGAUAUAAAACUUAGUGAUCAUCGACCAGUAUUUGCAGAUUUUAUGCUCUAUCCUAAAACUAAACACGAAUAA